AUGUGGAAUAGUGAUGAUUCUUCCUAUGAAGAGCCUCCACAACGCCGAAGAAGGACCUUCAAGGUGAGAAAGAAUUUCAAUUUUGAAAGUGCUUUUAAAAUUAACGAAAGAUUUCGAAUGCCACCCCAAAAACUAGAAGAGAUGUUAGAAAUAAUAUGUCCUAACCUCGAAAGUGAAACAGCACGGAACCAUGCACUAACAUCAAAACAAGUUGUAUGUAUUGGCUUACAUUGGAUGGGCAAUGGGAGCCAAUACCAUGGCCUCAGUGACAUGCACGGUGUGCAUAAAUCGACUGUAUGUCGUGCCGUCCAUAGCUUUGUUAGAACAGUUAACAACACUCUCUUUCCGAGGGUGGUUGAUUGGCCUUACGACAUUGUAAAAGUUGUUAAAGGGUUCCAUGCAAUUGCAGAAAUGCCACUUGUAAUUGGUUGCAUCGAUGGGACAUUGAUUAAUAUGGACGCCCCGGUUUUAAAUGAACAACAGUAUGUUGACCGUAAGAAUAACCACUCCACCAAUUGCAUGGUGGUUUGUGGGCCAGACUAUACUUUCUUCUAUGUAAGCGCCAGAGUCCUAAGGAAUAGCACGCUCUAUCAUAGAAUGGAGGGUGGUUGGCGCCCUAUUGAAGGAGGUGUACUGCUAGAAGACUCCGGGUAUCCCCUGCUUGACUGGCUGAUGACGCCUACCGGAGUAAACCUCGAAGAUCCGGCUGUUUGUUGUGUGGUCAUAUACAACUACGCACAGCGUGCUGGUUUGAUUGAAGUGGUUGAAAAUGAGAACGAAGUCGAAGACGACGUAGAAAAACAGAAUGUGAAUGUGGAACAAUUUGACAGAGACAGGAAUGUAAUGUUGCAGGAAAUAAUCAACCACUUCAGACAUGGACAAUAG
Molecule: messenger RNA, 885 nt
Organism: Macrosteles quadrilineatus (aster leafhopper)
Lineage: Eukaryota; Metazoa; Arthropoda; Insecta; Hemiptera; Cicadellidae
Product: putative nuclease HARBI1
Exons: 2
Coding region: 1-885 (294 amino acids)
Source: RefSeq, a predicted model, not a curated record